Cladophialophora immunda is the source of this 2939-nucleotide messenger RNA. RefSeq lists its product as uncharacterized. The record is from RefSeq and is a predicted model, not a curated record. The transcript is spliced from 2 exons. Bases 376 to 2640 code for a protein of 754 amino acids. Lineage: Eukaryota; Fungi; Ascomycota; Eurotiomycetes; Chaetothyriales; Herpotrichiellaceae.
AAAACAACCAGGUAGAUUCAUCUCGCGAUCCACAACCAAGCAGCUCCUGGCGGCUUACUCCAUUACACCCUGCCGAAUUCGGUGUACCAUUCUCUCAUUGCAUUCCUGUGACCGGUCAUCCUGCAAGUCCAUAGCGCGUGUGGACAACCCCCUCAUCGCUCCCUUUUCUUCUCCCAGAGUCGACAGUACACGCUCCAACUUUGACAACAAGAGUCGCGCGUCUGUUGGGCACACCAAGCAUCCGAACCAUGUUAAGAGAGUAGUAUCGCGAUAUACGUUGAGAUUUGCAUGUGGUUGGGUUAGUCCACUCCGCUCCCUGCCCGCCAACACCAUCACCACCUGGGCGCCCGGAAUUCAUCACGACGUGUUACCACCAUGGCCGAAGUCAACGGCAUAUCAAAGCACGAAGACACUAUCACUGUCUCCUCAUCACACCUAGGCAAGAGGAAGCGCACGGUAUCGCCGGAAGUUGCGUCAAAAGACGCUGCUCUGCAGUCGGCUCUACAAGAAGUCCUGCGAGUUCUCCGCAAAUAUGACACUACUCCAUCACUUCUCAAAUACCCCUUGCCUGCAUCCAAAUCCGAGGCGCCUGAAGUCAAACGAGCCCGCAUUGUCAAGUCAGAAUCCGCCAACGAUACUAUCGAGGAUCGUAUUCUGACAGGGACAUAUAACUCUUUCCAUGCCCUCAAAGACGAUGUCCGAAGCGUCCAGACCGCCCUGAUCACCGAUUUGUCUGAGACACAGAAUGGCAAGGUGGAAUCCGACGUCCAAGGGCAAUUGUCGAAGUUAGUAAAUGUACUCGACAGAUAUGACACUGAGUCGCCCGAAGUCUCCCAAAUCGAUGGCGAAGGUUUGCCUAAAGCGGACCUGAUCGGUCAAAAACCCAAACAAUUCCUUUCGCUACGCAGUCAAAUCAAUGGCGGUGUCCAGAUCCUCUUCUCGGGUCUGCAGGUCCAGCGGCAGCCUGAAAAGGACAAAGCGGAUGGUAUACCUGAGACUGAAGGCUCAAGGCUACCUAAUGGGUUCGAACUCACAGACUUUUCAGCAUUGGGCGGAGAUCAAGAAACAGCCAAGAAGCAAGAAAAGAGGUUAUUUGGGACAAUCUUUCGCCAGGCUGGCCGUAUCAAACCCUUGGAUCUGCCACACACGGCAAAGGAUGUGGUGAGAGGUAACACCCUGGAAUUCAUUCCAAACUCCAGCCGGACAGAAAAUCUGCCUCAGAACAAGCACGAUUACAAGUUUGCAAGAUUGGCCACGAGUUCAUGGCUCUCAUAUUCUACCACGAGUAACCAACCACAACAAGAGCGAAGAAGGGUACAGCCUGCGUCCAGCAACAAUGACUUCAAGGCAGCCCUCGAGGCUAACAGCGUGCGACAGGGCCACGAGUUCACUCCAGAUGAACUAUUCAGCUCUGUCUAUUCUUCCUUUGCGCCAAGUUCAGAUAAUUCAUAUUCCCUCGUGUCUGACAAAGAUAAAAGUCGGCAAUGGUGGAAACAAUACGGCGAGCAGAAGCUCUCAAGGCUUUUCAGGACUAUAGACCCGGCAGUGUCGCUGGUUGAUGGGAGAAACGGAGAAGCAGAAGACAAAGAUGAAUUUGCCGACGUGGUCGCGAAUUUCAAGCCUGAGGAAGACGAAGAAGAUGCACAACCUGAGAACUCAGAAAAGGAAGUUGAAAAGCUCCUGGAAGAGGUUUCGGAAAUGAUCGAAACUCUCAGUUCAUAUCAGAGAAACCGCAGCCUUGAGACAAUUGUUGCUGGCACAGUACCGAAGCCAACAAACCCGGAGAUCGACACGUUUGCGAUGUUGAGAGACCAAUUGAACAUCUUGGUCUCGUCAUUGCCUCCUUUUGCUGUCGCUAAACUCAACGGAGAUCAACUCGAAGAGUUGAACAUCUCCACAAGACUUGUUGUUGAGGCGCCAGACUACCCCGGAACGGGGCAAAUAGACGACUACAUGAUGCGUCGACAAAAGAUAGUCCAACAGGCGACAACAGCAGUCGGCCGUACAGCAGGGACUCCUCAGCAAGUUCGCCCGACCUAUUCGCAAACACAGGGGACCCCAAUGGCAUACAACUCACAAGUCCGAAAUUACAAUGCUUCUGUGCCAGCCACUGCUGCUUAUGGUAUUCGUUCACACCAAAAUUAUCAGACCCCGACAAUUGCACGACCAACUUAUCCACAAAAUGCGUACCAAACUUCCGCAAAUCCCUACUCAUCGUCGCGCCCCACGAUCCAACAAUUUCAGCGACCCUCCAUACAAAAUGGCUAUGGAGCUUAUGGUAGCAAUGUGUCAGCAACGGCUCAAACUCAGCCGCAAACUCCUAGCGGGUACCGGCCAACCCAACCAGGUUAUCAACAGCGCGCUCAAGACAAUGCUGCGACGCUGGCACGGUCUGCCUCGCCACAGAAGCCACUAGUCAAUGGCGCCCUCGGGCAAGGUCACCAGUAUCCGCCUCGGCAAUAUCAGACUCAACAAAGUCAGCAGCCGCAGACGCCGUAUCCCUAUCAGCAGAGGCAAAGUUCUGGAACGCCCAGCACACCGGUUGCGGCUACCGCAGGGACAGCUGGAGUGGCUUACAGUGGCAGAUUUGAUGGUGCUCCAGGCGACAGUUCUUCUCAGACGAUAGAGAUUUCUCGGUAAACAGGACAGGACCGGAGGCCGCAGGCCAGGACAAAACCACCAAGGAAAAGGUGCGAGGGAUCGAAUUCAUUGCCUUGCGACUUGUGUAUCAGUAUGCCCGGCGGUACAGUGAUAUUUUUGUCUUUCCGUUCUUCGAUUCUUGGAGACAUGCUUGGUCUUGAUCUCGUCGAAAGAAAGGUGGUGAUGAGGAUGAAAUGGGACUAUUUAUACCAGGAACGGUGAGGGAGAAAAAUCGUCCAUUUUAAUCAAGGGAGGUUUGCUAUAUUAACAACGAAUUGAUCAUCGACUAUUGCAUACCC